Caenorhabditis remanei is the source of this 1140-nucleotide messenger RNA. RefSeq lists its product as uncharacterized. NCBI's taxonomy places the organism in Eukaryota, Metazoa, Nematoda, Chromadorea, Rhabditida, Rhabditidae. Bases 1 to 1140 code for a protein of 379 amino acids. The transcript is spliced from 7 exons. Gene Ontology annotation, cellular component: plasma membrane. The record is from RefSeq and is a predicted model, not a curated record.
AUGGAGCGGAGUCCCGGUGAAGAAAGGCGAGGAAUGCACAAAAUGAGUGCUACGGAGCGUCGUCAAAGGAUCAUGCGUCGUAUUCACACUCUCCAGUCCGAAGACACCGGAUAUAGUAAUGAAGCGGAUUCGCGUCGGAGUAGCACUGCUUCAGUGAAGGAUGAAGCAUCGGCACCUCCAUCCGCUUCAAUUAAUCCAAACUUGUUGUUUGUGCCAGAUAUUAGAUCGCUCGGCUUGGAUCGUGGUGAAGUGCCACCGCAUAAAAGGGAUGCCAUUGAGAAGAUCCCAAUGCGAGCCAGAUCACAAAGUUGGCUUAUUCGGACAAGACAUCUUCUUCAUGAAGAAAGAGAACCACCACCACUUAUUUCUCAUAUGAUGCUCAUCUUCUCUUUUCUUCUCAUUCUACUCUCAUUUCCGUGGUGUCUAUUCUUUUGUGUAAAAGUAGUCAAAGAAUAUCAAAGAGCUGUCAUAUUCCGGUUGGGUAGGCUUAUCAAGGGAGGAACGAAAGGUCCCGGAUUGUUUUUUGUUUUGCCAUGCAUCGACACAAUGAAAAUAGUGGACCUUCGUGUGUUGUCGUUCGAUGUUCCACCACAAGAAAUUUUGAGUCGAGACUCUGUGACAGUGUCUGUGGAAGCUGUAAUCUAUUUCCGUGUCUCCAAUCCAGUUAUCUCUGUGACAAAUGUCAAUGAUGCUCAAUUCAGUACACGCCUUCUGGCUCAAACAACUUUGAGAAAUGUCUUGGGUACAAAAACGCUCAGUGAAAUGCUCAGUGAACGUGAUGCUAUUGCCAGUAUCACUGAGAAAGUUCUCGACGAAGGAACUGAUCCGUGGGGUGUAAAGGUGGAGAGAGUUGAGAUCAAGGAUAUUCGCCUUCCUCAUCAACUUAUGAGAAGUAUGGCCGCAGAAGCAGAAGCUGUCAGAAAGGCACGUGCUGCUAUCAUUGCUGCCCAAGGAGAGAAAGAUGCUAGCGCAUGUCUCCAAACUGCUGCUGACACCAUUGCCCAGAAUAAGAUGACAAUUCAGUUGAGAUAUUUGCAGACGUUAGUUAAGAUUUCUGCUGAAAGGAACAACACAAUCGUGAUGCCAUAUCCCAUAGAAGUUGCCAAACAUUUUAUGAAAAAAUGGCAUAACAAAACUUGA